AAUAACCACGAUGCGUUAAAGGGGCGAGUACAACACAAGCAAAUUCUCCACGGCUUGCCGGCCCGGCUUCAACACAAGUUGGCACCAAUACUGCCAUCCAGUAGCUGUUUGUUGAAACCGGUUCGUCUUUAGUGUCGUUUGCAAACACGAAAAAUAUAUCAUCCACAGUAACAAACAGCGGCUUCGUGACAACAGUAACCACUAAGUUCCAGCAUAAAAUUUGAACAGAUUGAAGGUGAAUUUUCACUAAAAAUAUGGCCCCUAUCACUUUAUAUACAACCUAUCGAACCCCGGCCGGAAGAGCGGUAGAGAUCACCGCUAAACUCAUAGGAGUAGAGCUGGACAUCAAGCUUGUGGAUCUGGUGAAAAAGGAACAUUUGACUGAUGAAUAUCUGAAGAUGAACCCUCAACAUACUGUUCCGACCAUAGUCGAUAACGGUGUUGCUUUGUAUGACAGUCAUGCAAUUAUCAUCUAUUUGGUGUCGAAAUACGCCAAAGACGACAGUCUGUAUCCCAAAGAUUUGGUGACGCAGGCACGCAUCAAUGCGCUGUUGCAUUUCGAGUCUGGAGUGUUAUUCGCUCGGCUUCGUGGAACGUUAGCACCCAUAUUUUACCAAGGAGCUCCGUCGGUGCCAGAAGAUAAGCUUAAUUCUAUAUACGACGCAUACGUGCUUUUGGAAGGAAUGUUGCAAUCGGAUUAUUUGGUUGGCAAUUCGUUAACGCUUGCAGAUAUCAGCUGCAGUACUUCACUGUCGACAUUACAUGCACUGUUUCCAGUAGACGCAGAUAAGUGCCCCAAACUGAUUGCUUACCUAAGCCGGUUGGAACAAAACCUUCCCAACCACAAAGAGUACAACUUGGAUCGUGCAAAGGCAGCGGAGGCUUUUUUCAAACAAAAGCUGAUCGAAAAUAAUAAGGCAAAAUAACUUUUUUUGAAAAAUUUUUAUGAAUUUGGAAGGAAGAAUUAAAAAAAUCCUAUUUGCAUUUA
Wyeomyia smithii (pitcher-plant mosquito) is the source of this 988-nucleotide messenger RNA. Its product is annotated as glutathione S-transferase 1-like. The transcript is spliced from 2 exons. Gene Ontology annotation, biological process: glutathione metabolic process. Gene Ontology annotation, molecular function: glutathione transferase activity. The coding region runs from base 255 to 926 and encodes 223 amino acids. The record is from RefSeq and is a predicted model, not a curated record. NCBI's taxonomy places the organism in Eukaryota, Metazoa, Arthropoda, Insecta, Diptera, Culicidae.